Molecule: messenger RNA, 8232 nt
Organism: Heterocephalus glaber (naked mole-rat)
Lineage: Eukaryota; Metazoa; Chordata; Mammalia; Rodentia; Bathyergidae
Source: RefSeq, a predicted model, not a curated record
UUAAAUAAUUCUUCAACGUCCAAGAUAAUCAGCUCUUACAAAACCUUGGGUGAAGUAGCUGGAUCAAAACUCUUCCAUGAAUUCAUGGCUAACUCCAGAUUCCUUUCUCCUUUCCUUCUCCUCUCCUGGCCUGAGCAGCAUGACUGAGGGGCUGGGCCAGCUCACAGAUGGGGUGUCUGGCCUGGAUGAUUUCACCCAGACUCAUGAAUACCACGUGUGGCCAGGCUAUGACUAUGUGGGCUGGCGGAAUGAGAGCGCCACCAAUGGCUACAUCGAGAUCAUGUUUGAAUUUGACCGCAUCAGGAAUUUCACUACUAUGAAGGUCCACUGUAACAACAUGUUUGCUAAAGGUGUGAAGAUCUUUAAGGAAGUACAGUGCUACUUCCGCUCAGAAGCCAAUGAAUGGGAACCCAGUGCUGUCUCCUUCCCCCUUGUCCUGGAUGACGUCAACCCCAGUGCUCGUUUUGUCACAGUUCCUCUCCACCACCGCAUGGCCAGUGCCAUUAAAUGCCAAUACCAUUUUGCUGACACCUGGAUGAUGUUCAGUGAGAUCACCUUCCAAUCAGAUGCUGCAAUGUAUAACAACUCUGGAGCUCUGCCCACCUCGCCUAUGGCACCUACAACCUAUGAUCCAAUGCUUAAAGUCGAUGACAGCAACACUCGGAUCCUGAUUGGCUGCUUGGUGGCCAUCAUCUUCAUCCUCCUGGCCAUCAUUGUCAUCAUCUUGUGGAGGCAGUUCUGGCAGAAAAUGCUGGAGAAGGCUUCCCGGAGGAUGCUGGAUGAUGAAAUGACAGUCAGCCUUUCCUUGCCAAGCGAGUCCAGCAUGUUCAAUAACAACCGCUCCUCAUCACCUAGUGAACAGGAGUCCAACUCGACUUAUGAUCGCAUCUUUCCCCUUCGCCCUGACUACCAGGAGCCAUCCAGAUUGAUACGAAAACUCCCAGAAUUCUCUCCAGGGGAAGAGGAAUCAGGCUGCAGUGGCAUUGUGAAGCCAGUCCAGCCCAGUGGACCUGAGGGGGUGCCCCACUAUGCUGAGGCCGACAUCGUGAACCUCCAGGGAGUGACCGGAGGCAACACCUACUCAGUGCCUGCUGUCACCAUGGACCUGCUCUCAGGAAAAGAUGUGGCUGUGGAAGAGUUCCCCAGAAAACUUUUAACGUUCAAGGAGAAGCUGGGAGAAGGCCAGUUCGGGGAGGUUCAUCUCUGUGAAGUGGAGGGAAUGGAAAAAUUCAAAGACAAAGAUUUUGCCCUAGAUGUCAGUGCCAACCAGCCUGUCCUGGUGGCCGUGAAAAUGCUCCGAGCAGAUGCCAACAAGAAUGCCAGGAACGACUUCCUUAAGGAGAUAAAGAUCAUGUCCCGGCUGAAGGACCCAAAUAUCAUCCGUCUCUUAGCUGUGUGUAUCACUGAGGAUCCUCUCUGCAUGAUCACGGAAUACAUGGAGAAUGGAGAUCUCAAUCAGUUUCUUUCCCGCCAUGAGCCUCCCAAUUCCUGCUCCAGCAAUGUACCCACUGUCAGUUAUGCCAACCUGAAGUUUAUGGCUACCCAGAUUGCUUCCGGCAUGAAAUACCUUUCCUCUCUUAAUUUUGUCCAUCGAGAUCUGGCCACACGGAACUGCCUAGUGGGUAGGAACUACACCAUUAAAAUAGCUGACUUUGGAAUGAGCAGAAACCUAUACAGUGGUGACUAUUACCGGAUCCAGGGCCGGGCGGUGCUCCCCAUCCGCUGGAUGUCCUGGGAGAGCAUCUUGUUGGGCAAAUUUACCACAGCAAGUGAUGUGUGGGCCUUUGGAGUGACUCUGUGGGAGACUUUCACUUUUUGUCAAGAGCAACCAUAUUCCCAGCUGUCAGAUGAACAGGUUAUCGAGAAUACUGGAGAGUUCUUCCGAGACCAAGGGAGGCAGACUUACCUCCCUCAACCAGCCAUUUGCCCUGACUCUGUGUAUAAGCUGAUGCUCAGCUGCUGGAGAAGAGAUACCAAGCACCGUCCCUCAUUCCAAGAAAUCCAUCUUCUGCUCCUUCAACAAGGCGAAGAGUGAUGUUGUCAAUGCCUGCCAAUGUCCCGAUGGCCCAAGUCCUCCCCACAAGACCUACCACUCAUCCACGUCUAAGCCACUCCAUCUGGACAUUUAGUGGACCUGAGGGACCGAGGCUUGUUAGCUUUUCUCUCUCUCUCUCUGUCCCUCUUUUCCCUCAUUCUACUACCCCACUCCCUACCACUGACUCAUAUAUACUUUUUUUUUUUUACAUUAAAGAACUAAAAAAGAAAAAAAAAAGCCUAGGACAAAUAAAAUAUAGUAAAAGAAAUCUUACUUGAUAUAACAAGUGUUAGAUAACAAAGGCUAGGAAAUACAGAUAAUUUAUAAAGGUUAAAUAUUCUUAUGUUUAUAAAUGUGCAGAUUUGACAAUAUUUUUCCAUGUCACCUUUUAUAAAAUAUCUUCAUAAAGGAAAAUUUGAAGAAUGCUCAUAUCUUGGGAAACAUGAGAUGAAGCAUAGGGAAAUAACUUGGUAGCCACAGAGAAUCUGAAGACUCAGCAUUUUACGACUAAUCAAAGAUGGUUUUGUGAUUUGAAAUCUGGACAUGUUGCACCCUGUUUUCCUUUUCUGUCAGAGUGUAUUGUACAUUCUUGAAGAGUCUUCAGUUCUUAGAAUGGCUAUUUUCUUCAUUCAUGGGCAGGGAUCAAGUUGAAGUUCACAUGUGAAACUGCAGGAAUGUAGAUAGGAAAGAAUGUCUGUUGCAAGACUGUAGGAAAGGGAAUUGUAAUUAGGACUCCUGCUUGGAAGAAUUCUUGAAUAGGUAGGAGACAUAGAAAAGGAAAUCUAUGGAGGAUAGGUAACAGAUAUACUGUUCAUUUGUGAGGAUCUUCUUCUUUGUCUUCUUCUGAUAUUUCCAAGUGUGUAUUUUAGUGAAAUCCUGAUUUUUUAAAUCAGUAAAACCUGAUUGUUUUGGUGUCUUGAUGGGAGGUCCUUUGGCCCUUCUUGCCCAGAUCUAUUGCUUUUAAUGGAGGAAACCUCUGUGGGAUACGUGCACUGGGGGCUGAACCGCUCUGGCAUAAAUACCUAAAGGCCAUGUAUAGCAGGAAGUGAGGUCUACUUUGAGUGUCCCCAAACAGUUGACCUAGGAUCAAUAAGGGGAAGCUACAGGAAGAGUUCUUAGGGAAUACAUAACCAGAGUCUGAACAUACAAAGAUGAACAGGCUUGCCCGUAGAGAUGGGGAGUCCUUUGUCACUGACAAGGGUCAUGUAUAGGCUGAAAAAUUAUGCAAGAAAGAUGGAGGUUUUCAAACACAAGAUAAAUGUCGGUGUGAGAAAAUAUUUAAUGUUCUUUAACCCUAAAACUCCUUGAUUCCAGUGAGGCACACUGUGACCAUCCACUGCUACUGUUCGGUGUACAUGCUCUUGCUUAUGACAUGAUGUGACCAGCAUAAAACCAUGAGGCUCUGGUCUCAGAAUUCAUGGAAAUGAAUGCUGUAUUGAGUAGGAUUCUCCUUAGAGCAGAAUCUGAGCUUUGAUCCUCCACAAAUCCGCAGAUUCAGUGGAAAGCUGGAAAAGAUGACCUUUAAUUUCCAUUGAGGACAAACCAGAAAAGAUUACAGAUAAGAUUCCCAGAGAAACUGUCUUGACUCCUCAAGUCUGCUUAUAUUGUUUUCCCAGUCCACAUAGUCUCUUGAGAAAUGCUAAUGUUUCCUCACUCGGCCUUCAAUAUAGCUAUUGCUCCAGCCACAGCCUUAGGAUAAAUCUGAGUCCCCAAGGCUUGUUUUGCAGAUCAUGUCUGAUUGUAGCAAACACCCUUUCUCCAUGGAUGUCCUAUGACUAUGCACUUUAGUCUCUCCCAGGAUUAACUUUGGAGAAAUCAUUGGUUUGUGAGGCAAGAGAGCACUGGUUUGGGAACUUUGAUCCUCUUUCUACACCAAGGCAAGUGUUCCAUCUUGGGGAAGUCACUUUAUUUCUCAGAAUUUUGUUUCCUUAUCUGUAAAUUAAGAAAAUUGAAUUAGAAGGUCUUGCAGUCUUUAGUUUUCUAGUUCUGAUAUGCUCAGUGUUUGCCAGAAAAUUGAUAUGGAUUUAGCAAUGUAGUUAAUUCCUGCUCUAAAAAUUGGGACCAGUAAAAAAGGUCAUGGGAAAUGCAAUAGUACUAAUAGUGACACUUGCAUUUGUAUAUUACUUUAUGGUUAUCAGGUAUUUCCAUGUACAUUAUUUCAUUUAAUAUGUUAAGAGUCAAAGAUGUUCUCUUACAAACUUGCCACACUCUGAUUUCAAAGUGUUAGCUUCCUUAGAAUUAGAAGCAUUUGAAAUCAAGACCUCAGGCCUGUUCUCUUUUAUCCUUUAUGCUUCAGGAGGGAUUACAUCCAGACGACUUCUUAUGCAGCAAGAGAAAAGAAUGUCAUUUUGCUUUCCUUUGUCUAAUAUCUCUUCAUAUUUUACAUUUCAGGCUUCUGUUCCAACUUACUGUAUUCAAUGAUCCCAUAUUUUAAAAUCAUGUUUAAAUGGAAAUUAGAAUAUCUGCAUUUCCCUGAGUUUGAGUCUCAGAAGUAAUUUGUUUUAGGUGGCUGUUAAAUAUGUGUUGUCAUAUACAGGUAUCCUUUUGUGGGUGAAGAAGGCUUUGUCUUCUGCUACUGAGCCCUUUGUAUUAUACACAGGCUUAACUUCUAAUCAAGUCAUACUUGUAGAGUGUAGCAGCACAAAUCUGAGUGACCUAACAGAAUAAAUGGGAAAGUCUUAGCAUAUAGAAUUUAAAAGUAGCCCAAAUUGAAAUUAAAGGCAUGAAACUAGGAUUUGUUUGGAAAAGGUAGGAAAAUUGAUGAGAAACUGUGGGGCUUUCUUAUCUUUGCAGUAAAUUAUCCUCUUCAUGAUAUAUAUGAAUUUUUUUAUGUCACUGUGUGUUUUAGGAUUGCCAGAUCCGAAUUUAUACUUUUGCUGGUCAAUGCGUUGAUGGCUAGACCCAAAUGUUGACAUAUAUGUCACAUAUGUGAUCAGGCAUGAAAAGAAGUGCCCAAAGGGAGCUUGUGAUUUUGAAGCUGUGAAAAAAAAAUCACUUGAGGGUGUUUAAGGGUGUGUAACAAAGGGAGUUUUGUGCAAGUGGGGAACAAAACAAAGUGGAUACGUGAAUGUGUGCAUGUGUAGAUGGGGAGGCUGGAGAAGGCCAGAAAGGAGGCUCCAAAAGGAGAGGCAGUGAGAAUGCUUGGGAAGGGAAGAUGUGGGGAAGAUGUGUUUAGCUCAAGCAAGGUGGAAACCACCAACCUGGAUCUGAUGGACUCCAUGAUGAAGCAUAAAAGCAAGUCUCUCUGAAGAGAGUUGUGAGAGAAGCUAGAAAAAGUAAGCGACUUGAAGAUAAAAGAAAAAUAUGAAUGGUGAAAGAGGAAAUUCAGGGUGAUACAGAUUGUAAAAAUAUUUAUUAAUAAAUGAAAAGUCAAGUGAGGUAUAUAAAAAUGGAAGGGUUUUUUUUUUUUGUUUUAAGAAAGGGGAUAUCCUUCAUGGAUAUAAAACCACAUAGUCAUCAAAGGAUGACCUUUUUAUUUCAGAGGAAGUGGGUGAAAGAGGCCACUUGAGUGCCUGUGUGUUCUAGACCCACUCAAGUGCUGAUGAGAAGAAAUCAACUUUUUGCCUGAACUUGGCUUUUCAAAUAUUGAGGUGGACAUGGAGACCUAGAGGUAGAGAGUUUAUGGUAGUUCCUAAAUCUUUGUGCUUCCUUCUCCUGUUUUUGUUAAUGAAACCAUUUUCAAAAAUGACUACAGGUAGACAUGGAAAUAAUAAGCAUAAGUUAGACAAGACUUAAUCAUGUGUGAUAUCUGCACAAAAGGUAUGCACCCUAUUGGAUACAUGCUUUUCAGUCCCAUCCAGACUUCCCCCAAGAAAGGCAUGAUGGGGUUGGGGAUGUGUUUUGACUAAAAGAGAACAGAAGGAAGGGAGUGUCUUAAUGAGGGAAAGGGAAGAUGUGCCAAGGAAAUAUACUAAAACAAAAUAGCAUGUUUUACCCAAAACUAUAAAAAUGAAGAGAAUGACAAUAUAUAGCUAUUAAGUCUUUGAUCCUCAGUUGAAUUCAUAGACAUGGAACUUUCCAUCUUAAGUCUUUUCCAUGAGGCCUCUAUCCUAUGGAAGUGCAGAAAGUCCCUAACAUUUCUGGACCAUGUCAAUCCUGUUCUACUCUGGGAAAUCCUUAUGAAUUGAAAUUUCACAUUUUUAUACAAAUAGAUGAAUGUCAUUGCCACUUGGUAACUUUUCUGGAGUGCUGAAUUAGAAGGGAAAAACAUUGGGGUGGUUAAUGAGGAUUCAGUUUCUGCCAUUUUGAGUUCCCUGCUCCAAUUAGCUGCAAUGUUUGGUGGCAGAAGAAUGGUAUUUGUUUAGUUGCUGUAUCUUUUUUGAAAACUUGUUAUCUUAAAAUAAUUUAAGACUCACAGGAAGUUAAAAAAUUACAAAGCAGCCUUGCCCUAGAUCUAGUUUCCCCUUGUUGGUAGUAUUUUACAGUCCAUUUUAAACUACGGAAACAGUAGUUCAUUUUGAACCAUUUUCAAAACCAGAAAAAUUGAUGAUGGUGUACUACUACUAACUAAACUACAGACUUUAUCUGGAUGUCACCAGUUUUUCUACACGUGCUCAUUUAGUUGAUAUAUUCUUUUUUUGCUGAUUUGUAACCUGGUGUUGCUUAUAUGCAACAUGAAAGACACGAUUUGGAUAGCAUUCUAUAAAAUUUGACAGAAUGUUCAAGAGAACAAAUUAAUCUGCUCAUUUAUCAAUGAACAAUAUCAUGCCUAACCUGGUUCUAAAUUUUAAGGUUUGUUUGGGUCUGAAACAAUCCAAGAAUGACAUAGAAGGAUUAGACAAUUCAAAAGCAAUAAGACCUGUUCACAGCUUGUUGAGUAGAGAGCAGGGAUAGAAGUACUAUCUAAGUAGUAUCUAAGUACUGUGGUUACUCCCAUUCCUACAGGUGAGUAGGACUUUCACUGGUGAGGAGGAGAACACCUUAGAGUGAACCAGAGUUUUGGCCAAGAGUUGGGUGGCACUUAUUUAAUGGCACCAGAUAUAGUUUACGGAAGGAACAGAAUACAAUGGUAUAAAUUCCUGAUGUGUGUGAUAAAACACUUUUUUCAGAGUAGAGAGAAGUGUAAUUUGUUUAAAUAUCUAUUCUUAAUUAGAAUAGCAAUCACACUGGACCAAAUUAAAUGCAAACACAGCCCCAAUCUAGGGAGAAGUUGAAUGGCUCUUUAGAUUUUGGCCUUAAACUUUGUGAUCACCAUUUUUAAGCUGCCCUAUUCAAGAUUGUAAUAGUAUGUCUUGUAAAGUUCUGAGGACAUUUGUGAACACUUGCUGAAUAUUUUAUGAAUUUUUUUGAAUGAAUAAAAGAUGGACACAAAAACUUGUUAUCUAGCAAGGGUGAAUCUAGAAAGAAUUGCUUUGCUUUAACAUUGAUAGCUUAUUUUGAAAUAAGAAACAAAUGCCCAGACUUGUACUAGGUGCAGUGUAUCCUCCAUUUGUAUAUGUGGUGAUGAAAAAAUUGAUCAGUGGAAAUGCUUCAUUCUUCAUAGUAUUUAGACAGUACUGCAAGGUAUCUUAAUAGUAUAUCAGAUCAAAAACAGAGUCCAGACUCUGGCUCUAAAACCAGCACAUUUGAUAUAAACCUUUUAGUUUUUCCUGUAGAUAUUUUGUCCAGAACUUCUUUACAGGCUUCUAGAGGGAAAAGGGAUGUGAAUCCCAAGGUAGCCCAUGCUCAUGAAUAGUCAUAAUUGCAUGUGCAGGGAGGGAGAGAGAGAGAGAGAGGGGUGAAUAUGAAUUACUUUCAGUGCAAAAUCAUUUUCCAAAAGAGAGGCUUGAAAAUAAUUGAAAGUUGCAAGGAUUCCUGCAAACACACAAAGUUUCUAAUUUAGCCUAUUUUAAUAGUUAUUUACUAUUGAUGCUGUCUUGCUUGUCUCUCAUUUUCUGAUGGUGACUUUUUCUGAGUACUGAGUUUCUGUAGCUGUGUGGUACACUCUAUGAUGAGGGAACAUCUGGGAUUCUGCAGGUUUUGGAGGAUAAUGUCUUUCAUCAAUGGGUAAAUAGCAAACAGAUUUAAUUUCUGCUUAAAACUAUCAUAGACAUUCCAAAAUAGAAUAUGUAAAGUUUUUCUGUAUUAGAAAAAGAAACAUGCUACCAAUUGUAUAUUUUCUUUUCUUUAUUUAUUCUCUGUAAGUCUGUCAGAUGAUAAAUUGUAAAUAACAAUGAUUAAAGAGUCAUGCUACUGAUGGAUCCUUCUCUGUGUAAAUA